This is a messenger RNA of Mesorhabditis spiculigera, 198 nucleotides long. The record is from the annotation of a GenBank genome assembly. NCBI's taxonomy places the organism in Eukaryota, Metazoa, Nematoda, Chromadorea, Rhabditida, Rhabditidae.
AUGAAGACGGCUAGUAUUGUGCUGGUUUUUACCUGCUUGGUGUUGAUUGGUCUAUCAGCUGCUCAGUAUACAAUACUCGGCACUCGACCGAAGCGGGUCCAUUCGAUGGGCGUGUUCAAGAAUCGCAAGCUGUUUCGCGCCGAAAAUGAGAUGCAAAAGCGCUACGUGCUCAUCCACGGCUACUAUACCUACGAAGAA